This is a messenger RNA of Sclerotinia sclerotiorum 1980 UF-70, 1155 nucleotides long. RefSeq lists its product as hypothetical. The record is from RefSeq and is a predicted model, not a curated record. The transcript is spliced from 5 exons. The coding region runs from base 1 to 1155 and encodes 384 amino acids. NCBI's taxonomy places the organism in Eukaryota, Fungi, Ascomycota, Leotiomycetes, Helotiales, Sclerotiniaceae.
AUGGUGACAGAAGCUCCGGAGAAACAAAAUGAAAUCCUCAUCACCACAUUGAUCUUCUUCAUAAUUGCCUGUGUGGCCGUCGCGUUACGAUGUUAUGUUCGAACAAAGUUGUUGAAAGCGUUUGGUCCUGAUGAUGCACUUGCACUUUUCCUUUGCGGCGGCGUUGUUUUGACCAUCUUAGGAAUCAACUCGGGCUUUGGAAAACAUGUCGACAAUAUGACACCGGAGGAGUCGGCGCGCGGAUUGAGAUACUGGUGCCUCUCAGAGAUUAUAUACCCUCCUACGAUAGCUCUCAUCAAGUCAUCCAUCGCUUUUUACCUCAUCCGCAUCGCCGUUAAUCCUAUUCAUAAAUACACCAUUUAUAUCUCCAUGUCACUAUUUCUCGCAUACACCUUGGGCUUUUUCGCCUUCUUAUUACUUCAAUGCAGGCCAAUUUCAUUUUACUGGAGGAGAUUUGAAGGAGCAACAGAUGGGCAAUGUCUGCAUCCUUCCACGAUAGCAGCCGUGGCAUAUGGUCAUGCGGCAUUAAGCGUCUUGACGGAUCUAACGCUGGGGAUAAUUCCUGCCUUCAUUGUGGCAGAUCUCCAAAUUACGGCAAGGACAAAAACUGCGGUUGCAUUGACCCUAGCAUUGGGUUCCAUUGCAAGCGUAUGUACUCUCACGAGGAUUGCUUACAUCAAAAGUCUCAUGACUGCCACUGAUUACCUCUACUCAAUAGCUAAUAUUAUUAUUCUGACCAUCGUCGAAGCGGCGGUCGGACUCAUAGCAUCCUGUUUAGCGACACUCAAACCGCUCGUCCGCUCAUUCCUCGACUGGUCCGAAAAAUCAAUGGCAUCGUCUGGCGCUUUUCACAACCGCAUGAUUGACGGGCUAAGCGCGCGACGAACGAGAGUAGAUGAUACGGAACUAAAUUUGAGACCUGAUCUCAAGAUCGUCGGAUUCACCACGACGAUAAUAUCGAGUAAUGGACGAGAUUCACCACCUUUGCAUGCGAGCAUUAAUCAGACAAUUGAUGUCAAAAGCGAAUCGUGGCAUAGUAAUCUUACGAGUCCAUGUGGAAGUCUAGGCUCUCGCGGGCGUCUGGGAAGUGUGAAUGGGACGGGAAGUGUAAAUGGGACCAUGGAAGCAGCAGAGCCGGCUUACCACAUAAAGUAA